GAUCAUGCUGUCUUAGGAAUCUCAAAAGUGCUGCUCCCACGACCUAACUACGAAAAUUUCAAGGCUGGGGUAGUCUGAAGCGCAAUAAGAGGAAAGGGGGUAAUGGGUCGCCAUGUCAUGAAACGUGGCUUCGAGACCUGAGAGCUGAGAAAGGGUCUGGGAGAUUAGAUGACGUACUCCAUUUGCUCUCUUAGUGCAAUGAUCCAGAAAGAUUGUACCAGAUCCUUGGCGCCCACUCAAACCUCACGAGAUUCGCCGAGCACUGUCACAGCUUCUGGGAUAAAUAGAAAUGGAAUCGACGAUGACAAUACCAAGCUCCUUGAUAGUGGUAUAACAAUUAGUCUUCCACCAAAAUCACGCUUCCUUCGCCUGUGGCCCUGGCUAAGCCAUGGUGUACUGAUGUCCAUAACUCUGUGGUUCUUCAUACAAUGGGCACGGUCACCUUCGAUAGAUGACGUAGUUCUAUAUUCUCCAGCAAACGAGGCAAUUGAAUCCAUCGGCAUCAUAAAAUUCAACGGAAGUUUCAAUGCUCCUUCCAUAUAUCGUGGCACUCCAUCCCCAGAGCUCGACGCCACUUGGGAUAGGAUAUCUCUUGAUGUGCGCCCACUCCGUAUGACACAUGAGCAACUGCUCAGAAUGGGGGAGAAACCUUCUCCCUCCAUGGCUAGGUAUCCGGACGAAUACGGUGGAGGUUACGUAGCAACUGUAGAAGUCAUUCAUCAGCUCCAUUGCUUAGACAUGCUACGCAAAGCCAGCUGGGGUAACGAGUCCUUUCAGCAUGGGGGCAUACAUAAACACGACACCUCUCGUACCCAUCUCGACCACUGCAUUGAGAUGCUCAGGCAGUUCACUAUGUGUAGUGGUGAUGUUACCAUGAUAACUCAUGAUUGGAUCGAGGGAAGGACAACUCCAUUCGCUGAUUUCAAUGUUCCUCACAAAUGUAGAAACUUUGAGAAGAUCUUAGAUUGGGUCGACGAGCAUCGUGUUUGGAUCCCUAAAGGCAAGUUGGUCCGCUUGGAGGGUAACGUGGACCUGCCCUCGCUCCCUUGAUCGCAUUCUUGUUGUAUUCUCUCCAUAUGAAACAUUCUCUCCCUAUGAUGGUGGAUGUAGUCACAGAAGUGUUUGAUAUUCAAUUUGAUUUCUAUCCCAGGGUACCUACUAUGUUCAUGGCGGGCCGCAGUGUAGGCAUUAUCAAGCAAUUUGUAAUCCAUCUUGACUACUCAUCUUGCCGCU
This is a messenger RNA of Suillus discolor, 1233 nucleotides long. RefSeq lists its product as uncharacterized. Gene Ontology annotation, biological process: mycotoxin biosynthetic process. The record is from RefSeq and is a predicted model, not a curated record. Lineage: Eukaryota; Fungi; Basidiomycota; Agaricomycetes; Boletales; Suillaceae. The coding region runs from base 169 to 1050 and encodes 293 amino acids. The transcript has 6 exons.